AUGAAAUUUAUGAUGGAAGAAACAAAAGAAUUGUACGAAGUCCUUGGACUUCCUGUCGAUGCUACUUCUGCACAAAUUAAAGAUGCAUAUUACAGACUCUCAAAGCUCUUUCACCCGGAUAGACACAAUGUUGAACAAAAAACAAUUGCAGAACAAAAGUUCCAGCGCGUACAGACCGCUUAUGAAGUUCUUUCAGACCCGAUAAAGCGCCAGAUUUAUGAUAAAUACGGCAUGAAAGGACUAAAGGUUGACUGGGAUAUUGGUCCUCUUGGACAGUCAGCUGAAGAACUGCAGCAAGCUAUCCGUGAACAACUUCAAGCUAAAGAGUCUCAGAGCUUGGACUCCUUAAUUCAAAAUAGAACUGAGACAAAUGUUAUGAUUAACGCUACCCCUUUAUUCGCAAAAAAUUUGCGUGUCCGUAAUCCAUUGGCAUUAGGCAUGGCUUCGACCAGAGAACUGACAUUACUCGAACGUUUCUCUUUGGUGCAAUGGAUAUCAUAUCAUUUAAAGAGUUCAUUUAGUAUUCCCUUGAACACUUCCAAAAAUUUAAAAAUUCCUAUUCCGAAAUUUUUUCAAGGCUCUUCUGAAGAUGAUGAAUUUUCCGAUCAUCUAGAUGAAAGUGAGGCUGUAAAUGGCUCAACGCGUCUUAUUUUUAUUUCCGAAGCAUCCGCAAAAAUAGGAGCUAGGGCCCAGCCUUCUCUUUCCGCCGUUCUCCGACAUCAACUGUCUCCUAGCCUAAGCACGGAAACAGGAUUAUCCCUUUUACGCCCAGGAAUUGCUACUCUCAAAGCUGUAUAUGCUCUGAACAAUGAAACGUUUAUUAUUCCUAUGGUUCGCAUGGCUUCCUACAAGCGUCCACCCCAGGCUACCAUCGUGAUUGGCCGUCAAAUCUCUCGAUACGGCACGCUUUCUAUACGCUGGAAAACCGGUAGUUGGUCUCUAGGUAAUUGGGGAGCUGCGUAUCCUUCAAACAACGCAUCUUCUUUUUCCAUAAUCUGGCAACAACUCAAGCCUUCACCAGAUGAUCCUUUCCCACUUUUGAAAUGGAACGCUGAACUGACAGCUGGACUAAUGUAUAGCGGGAUUGCUUGCAAUUACAAUCUCAAAACCGUAGGUCCAUAUCAAAUGCAAUGUGGUACAUCCCUCAGUACUGUGGGAGGUUUACAAGUUACUGCAGACGCGAAUCGAAAAGUUUUCCGUCAUAGCGCCAUGGGUAUGACUAUGGCUGUUGCUGUUCCGUCUGGUGCCAUCACUUUGAACAUUAGUUGGUCUAGAUUGGGCCAAAAGUUUUCUUUCCCUAUUAUGUGGAGCGGCGCGUUUGACAGAUCGUCGAUAUUUUGGGGAUUGGUUUUACCAAUUGGCACAGUUUUAGGCAUUGAUAAUCUUUUCCUACGCCCCAGACGUAUAUCUGAGGCUAAGCGCAAGAGAGCUCGUCGUCUGCAACAACAUAAAAAAAUACAUGACACAAAGAAAGAAGAGGCCGAGCAAACAGUUACGUUAAUGAGAGAACUUGUGCAGAAAAAGCAAAAAGUGGAAACCGAAAAAGGCGGUCUCAUUAUCGAAUUUGCAGAAUACAGAACUAUUCCCAAAAAUUCAGUCUUGACUAGACGAAAAGAGCAGGUCAUAAGACAAGAUGUUACCAUACCAAUUGCUUCUCUGGUCGACGAUUCUCGUUUAGUUAUCCCUUCCAGUGUUUCCAAAUCUUCAAUUAUUGGAAUUUACCCUCUAUUUUCCGAUGCUGAUAAAGAAUUGCUGAUUAUUUAUAAAUUUCAUCAGCAGUCUCAUCAUGUUUUGUUACGAGAAAAACAAGGGGUUCUUUUGCCUAAUCGAGAACACAAGUUGUUACAAUAA
Schizosaccharomyces osmophilus is the source of this 1851-nucleotide messenger RNA. RefSeq names its product mitochondrial MIB complex subunit, DNAJC11-like protein. The transcript is spliced from 5 exons. Gene Ontology annotation, biological process: cristae formation. The coding region runs from base 1 to 1851 and encodes 616 amino acids. The record is from RefSeq and is a predicted model, not a curated record. Lineage: Eukaryota; Fungi; Ascomycota; Schizosaccharomycetes; Schizosaccharomycetales; Schizosaccharomycetaceae.